Achroia grisella is the source of this 405-nucleotide messenger RNA. RefSeq lists its product as uncharacterized. NCBI's taxonomy places the organism in Eukaryota, Metazoa, Arthropoda, Insecta, Lepidoptera, Pyralidae. The transcript has 3 exons. Gene Ontology annotation, molecular function: protein binding. The coding region runs from base 1 to 405 and encodes 134 amino acids. The record is from RefSeq and is a predicted model, not a curated record.
AUGUACGAGAACGAUGUUUUUAUUUUUGGUUCAAAAACGCUUCUUGCAACGUUCACACGUGAUAUAGUGUCAUUGUUACCUCUGGAAUUGUCUUGGGAAAUUUUCUCUUAUCUAGACGACACUUCACUGCGCAAUGCUACGAAAGCAUAUGAAACGUGGUACAGGAUAAUAAUAGCAAAUAAAAAGUUACGGUAUAGACUAAACUUCUUCGAAUUGGUGAUUAAAACUGGCUCUGAGAAUCUGGCAAAGUUUUAUAGAAGAAACAAACGGUUAUUGAACAAGAAGAAAUCUAGAAAUUAUUUAGCAUCUGGUGAAUGCGCAGUUCAGACAACAAAAUCAACAAUCUAUAGAAAAAGAAGUGGGGAUGAAUUGGUAAUAUAUACAAAGCGAUAUAAAUUGUUUUGA